ACUUGUAACGGCGACUGCCCCACUAUUAGAAAUGUAUACGGUAUGAAGGGAACAAUUCGAAGCCCAGUGUCGGCAGAUGGUUGUAGGCAAAGUUCUACUGAAAAUUGUGCAUGGGAUUUCAAACACCCAGUUAAAAAAGUUAACUCAAUGCUCCGAAUCAACUUUUCUACAAAAUUUAUCCCAAAAGAAAGAAACCUGAUACAACUAGGUGGCGGAUGCUGCAUGCGGAGCGACUACGUCAACUUCAACUCGAUAAAUGAUCAGGAAUGUUGGGUUUCGUACAAUUCUAAUCUCUGCUUGGAUCAAAUUUUAAGAAUGAAUUGCCAAACCAAUGGUUGGGCGUUUAAUAAAAUUGAUACGAGAAUUCGGUACCACUGUCAACCCACUGCAAUGCAGUUUGAGAUGUCCUACGAAUAUAUUGACUGUGUAACAGGUAAACCAAUAAAAUCACCAACGACCACGUCGACCUCGACAACAACCACCUCACCCACAACUACGAUUCGAAGAAAAUUUCGUCUCGAACCUACUGCCCAAUCACAAACUUCUCUCAAACCAACUAACCAAUUACAAAGUUCUCUCAAACCUACUGACCAAUCACAAACUUCUCUCAAACCAACUAACCAAUUACAAAGUUCUCUCAAACCUACUGACCAAUCACAAACUUCUCUCAAACCAACUAACCAAUUACAAAGUUCUCUCAAACCUACUGACCAAUCACAAACUUCUCUCAAACCAACUAACCAAUCACAAAAUUUUCUGAAAUCAACUAACCAAUCACAAAAUUCUCUCAAACCAACUAACCAAUCACAAAAUUCUCUCAAACCUACUGACCAAUCAGUAAAUGAUCUGGUUUCUACCGACCAAUCGGAAGAUGAUCCUGCGGCCAUACCUUACCUUACCAUCGGGAUUAUUGUCGGCUCAAUUGUGUUCGCAUUCAUAUUGCAAAUCGUGGUGGUCGGAGUCUAUAUUCAUUGGAAAAAAAGGAAACUUGUACAUCGACAAGAAGACCAUGGGAUUCCAAUUCAAGAAUUAGGUACUCCGCAACCAGCUAACGCAUCCACUGUUAUUUACGAGGAAAUCGGUGAAUAUAAUCCGGCAGCUGUCACGAGUGAGACUGAAUACACUACAAUGAACCCGGUGUUACGUCAUAAUGAAGGAGAAUACGUUGCUUGUUCGUCGUCGUCAGAGCCACAUUACAUCCUGCCCGAAACUCUGCCCCAGCGCCGACUCUAAGUCAUCGCAUCUUUGCAGCCGCUGUGGACCUCGUGAUAAUUUUAGGGCAAAUUAUUGAGUUUAUCAAACAAAAAUACUGUACAAUUUAGAUGAUAUAUACAGGCUUGUCCAUGGGAAACGUCCCAUGGGAUGGGACACAUUUGUAUUUCCCAUGGGACACGUG
This is a messenger RNA of Styela clava, 1396 nucleotides long. RefSeq lists its product as uncharacterized. Lineage: Eukaryota; Metazoa; Chordata; Ascidiacea; Stolidobranchia; Styelidae. The record is from RefSeq and is a predicted model, not a curated record.